This is a messenger RNA of Neoarius graeffei (lesser salmon catfish), 543 nucleotides long. RefSeq names its product protachykinin. The transcript is spliced from 7 exons. Bases 127 to 471 code for a protein of 114 amino acids. The record is from RefSeq and is a predicted model, not a curated record. Lineage: Eukaryota; Metazoa; Chordata; Actinopteri; Siluriformes; Ariidae.
AAUUUCACAGAACGGAACUUCAUCCUAGGACAGGUGUGCGGUGCAAGAUUUCACAACAAUGAAUAACAAAAAAGGCUGCUGGCUGUAAUCAUCACUGUGAGUGUCAUUGCAUGCAGUGCUCAAGGAAUGUCCUUUACUCUUGACAAAGAACGCUGGAUUUCCAAGAACUGGGAGGACCAACCUUUGGUGGAUCCAUUAGUGAGUGAAGUGGCAAGCCUAAUCAAGAGAUCCAAAGCACACCAGUUCUACGGUCUAAUGGGAAAACGCUGGUCUAGUGCUGCUAUUCCUCCACGUAGGAGAUUGGGUCAGAAAAGAAAGAAAGGAGAGAAGUUUGUUGGACUCAUGGGUAGAUCAUUAAGAGGAGAUACAUUCACAAGAAUAAUCCCAGCUGAGACGAGCACGAGUACAGCUAUGCAAUCAGACCAGCAAUCAGAUUUCCAAGAGGAAUGGACCAGUCCUCAAUAUUACUGAUGGUCAUGAUACACUGUGUGAACAUUUUCAUAUUUAGAAGAAAGCAUAAGCAUCCUUAUGCAUAUAUGUAAU